Messenger RNA from Echinops telfairi (small Madagascar hedgehog), 6719 nucleotides. It is a transcript of the gene WIZ, whose product is annotated as WIZ zinc finger. The record is from RefSeq and is a predicted model, not a curated record. Gene Ontology annotation, cellular component: nucleus. The transcript is spliced from 13 exons. Bases 149 to 5806 code for a protein of 1885 amino acids. Lineage: Eukaryota; Metazoa; Chordata; Mammalia; Afrosoricida; Tenrecidae. Gene Ontology annotation, molecular function: DNA-binding transcription factor activity, RNA polymerase II-specific; RNA polymerase II cis-regulatory region sequence-specific DNA binding. Gene Ontology annotation, biological process: regulation of transcription by RNA polymerase II.
CGCCCCGGUUGCCUGGGCCCGGCCUCCUCACUCUCUCCCUGGGGAGGGCGCCUCAUUCCUGCCCUUCACUUUCUGCGUUACCUUGAAGGCCCACAAUGCCCUACUGAGCCAUCCUGGACAUUGAGGGAGAGCAGAGCAGAGAGCAUCCAUGGAUGGGGCCCUGGUGGGGGGCCUGGCUGCCCCAGACCGUCCCCGAGGUCCUGAGAGACUGCCUGGUCCAGCACCAAGAGAGGACAUCGAAGAUGAAGCCGAGGCCGCCGAGGGGGAGGGGGGCAUCUUCCGAUCCACCCAUUACCUGCCUGUCACCAAGGAGGAUCCCCAAGACAUUCUGGAUAGCAGAGGUGGCAUUUCUGACGGGCAGCCCCAUUCCGGCCUCAGCGAAGCCCUCCCCCGUGCCACCUCCACCACCCGUCGGAUCAGCAGCUGCUGCUGGGAUGGAGGCAGCCUGGACUUCCGAUCAGGCUCCCCCCUACCCCACCUCCUGGGCCACUUCCCUGGCCCCCACGACGGCCGGGGGCCCUGGGAGCACCCGCUGGUCCAGGAGGCCAGAGAGGGCAUCCCCCCAGAGCGGAGGUUCGAGGACUCGGUCGUUGUGAGGACUGUGAAGCCCCACACCGAGCUCGAGGGCUCUAGAAGGCCCUGGCACUGCCACCAGGGGGGGCCCAAACUGGCGGCAAGGGGAUCCUGUGGCCGGCCCAGCCUCCACUGGCUGGAGGAGGAGGAGGAGGAGCAGGGCUCUCGCCAGGAUUCAGGGCUGCACCUCCACCCCUUCCAGAGGGUCCUCGUGCCAGAGGACGACCACCCCCGGGCGAUGGCCAUGGCAGUCACACAAGGGGGACUGGUGGAACCCGAGGCGCUGGCCCCACCAUCAGAAUGGAGCUUGCCAAGGGCAGCACUGGAGGUGGCCACACAGACCUGGACGGUGAACUCAGAGGCGUCCGUGGAGCGACUGCAGCCACUGCUGCCCCCGGUGCAGACGAGGCCCUACCUGUGCGAGUUGCUGGAGGAGGUGGCCGAGGGGCCGGCCAGCCCAGCUGAGGAUGAGGACGAGGAGCUGGCUGUGUUCCCCUGCAUCGAGUGCAGCAUCUACUUCCGGCAGAAAGAGCACCUCCUGGAGCACAUGAGCCAGCACCGCCGCACCCCGGGCCAGGAGCCCCCAGCCGAGCUGGCCCCGCUGGCCUGCAGCGAGUGCGGCUGGCCCUUCUCAGACCUCGGCAGCUUGGAGCAGCACCGCCGGCUACACCAGGCCUCCCGGGAGAAGAUCAUUGAGGAGAUCCAGAAGCUGAAACAGGUGCCGGAGGACGAGGGCCGGCAGGCCCGGCUGCAGUGCCCCAAAUGUGUCUUCGGCACCAGCUCCUCCCAGGCUUUCACGCAGCACACCAAGCUGCAUGUGCGUCAGGAGCCCCGAGGCCCGGCAGCUCCAGAGCCCUUGGGCAGCGGCGAGGGCAGCAGUGGGGCUGGCAGCCCAGGCCCAGAGGCCCCCAGCCUCGCCUUCCAGCCCUACGCAUCCUCCCCGGGCCUCAGCGCCAGCAGCUUCUGUGGCUUCUCGGCACCCAGCGAAAGCCUGCUCAGGGAGCACGCUGGGAUGGUGCACGCCCGUCCCCACUGGGAGGACAGAGAGGCUUUUGAGGAGGACCCCGCCGGCCAGCCAGGCACGAGCCAGGACACUUACGCCCACUUCCCCGAGGCCACUGAGGACUACUUUGGCAAAGCUGAGCCACUCUUGGCCUCUCCGUGGCAGGCGAGCCCUGCUGGGUACGACCCCAGCCUGGCCUUUGGGCCCGCCUGCCAGCAGCUGGGCAUGCAGGAUUUCCCACGGCCAAAGUCACCCCUGUAUGGUGCCUUCCAGAGGCCAUUCGCAAAGCCAGCCUAUUCCUCCCCAUUAGUGUCCGCCCCUUACUCCGGGCAGCUGAGUAGAAACAAGAGCUCUGCCCACCUGCUCCCCCCGCAGGAGCUGGAGGGCGCUGUGGGCUGUGAGCUCCCAGGCCAGCUGGGGGACCAGAGACACUCCUGGAGCGGUGAGGAAGAUGAUGGGGCGCUGGCCUCCGAAAUGGACUUCAUCUCCGAAAACGGAGUCUUUCCAGCGCCCACUGCCACCCUCAUCCCACAGCCAGCCCUGGAGCUCAAGCGCACCUUCCAAGUGGCCCUGGGGGCAGCGGAGGGCUCGGCGGCCCAGCAAUGGCAGCUCUGUCAGAUGGUCCCCGUGGUGCUGAUGGCAAAGCUGGGGCCACGGGUCAUAGAGGCGUCCAGGGCACCCACCAGGCUGCAGGUCGAGGAGCCCGGGCUGGGGAGCGCCCAUCCCCUGGACUUCCUGCUGCUGAAUGUACCGCUGGGCGACCCGCUGGGGCUGGACACGCUCCUAGACGGGGACCCGGCAGCCCUGAAGCAUGAGGAACAACGGAAGUGCCCCUACUGCCCCGACCGCUUCCACAACGGCAUCGGGCUGGCCAACCACGUCCGGGGCCACUUGAACCGCGUGGGCGUCAGCUAUAACGUGCGGCACUUCAUAUCGGCCGAAGAGGUCAAGGCCAUUGAGCGCAGGUUCUCCUUCCAGAAGAAGAAGAAAAAAGUGGCGAACUUCGACCCGGGCACCUUCAGCCUGAUGCGCUGUGAAUUCUGCGGCGCUGGCUUCGACACGAGGGCCGGCCUCUCCAGCCACGCCCGGGCCCACUUACGCGACUUUGGCAUCACCAACUGGGAGGUCACCGUCUCACCCAUCAACAUCCUGCAAGAGCUGUUGGCCACCUCGGCCACAGAGCAGCCUCCUAGCCCCCUGGGCCGAGAGCCUGGGGGGCCACCCGGCACCUUCCUCCCCUCCCGCCGGCCCCGCUUACCUCUCACCAUGACCUUCCCACCCACCUGGGCUGAGGACCCUGGACCAGUCUACGGAGAAGGCCUGGGUUCUGAAGAGAACACAAUGGUGGCCGUGGACCUGGGCUCCCCCUUGCUCCCCAAGAAGAGCCUGCCUGUCCCUGGGCCCCUGGAGCAGGUUGCCAGUCGGCUGAGCAGCAAGGUGGCUGCAGAGGUCGCCCACGGCAGCAAACAGGAGCUGCCGGACCUCAAGGCCCAGAGCCUGACCACCUGCGAGGUGUGUGGCGCUUGCUUCGAGACCCGUAAGGGCCUUUCAAGCCACGCACGCUCCCACCUGCGGCAGCUGGGUGUGGCGGAGUCAGAGAGCAGCGGUGCCCCCAUUGACCUCCUCUAUGAGCUCGUCAAGCAGAAGGGUCUGCCCGACUCCCCCCUCGGGCUGCCCCCAGGCCUGACCAAGAAGUCCAGCUCGCCGAAGGAGGUCAUCACCGGGGCCCCUCGGCCUGGCCUGCUCGCUCUGGCCAAGCCACUGGAUGCCCCUGCCGUCAACAAGGCCAUCAAAUCACCACCUGGCUUCUUGUCCAAGGGCCUGUCCCACCCUCCCAGCUCCCCACUCCUCAAGAAGACACCACUGGCCUUGGUGGGCUCCCCAGCCCCGAAGAACCCUGAGGACAAGAGCCCCCAUCUGUCCCUGAGCCCCCGGCCGGCCUCCCCCAAGGCACAGUGGCCCCAGUCGGAGGAUGAGGGGCCCCUAAACCUCACUUUAGAUAGUGACGGGGGCCGAGAGCUGGACUGCCAGCUGUGCGGUGCCUGGUUUGAGACCCGCAAGGGCCUGUCCAGCCACGCCCGCGCCCACCUGCGCCACCUGGGCGUCAGCGACCCGGACGCCAAGGGAUCCCCCAUAGACGUGCUCCACGGGCUCAUCAGGAGGGACGGCGUCCACCUCCGCCUCCCACCGGGGCGCGGCGCCAUGGCCCACCCUGGGCGGCCUCCCACCUCUGCGGCCCUCUCAUUGCUCUCUCCCCCACCGCCGGCCAAGAGGGCCAAGCUGAAGGCCAUGGGUGCGGCCGGCCCCUGGGGGAAGCAGGACUUCUCGGCCGCCGCCACUGCUGGCAUUUUCUGGGCCUCUGAUGUGGAGCCGGCUCCUCUCAACCUCUCCUCAGGCCCUGAGCCCACCCGUGACAUCCGCUGCGAGUUCUGUGGCGAGUUCUUUGAGAACCGCAAGGGCCUGUCGAGCCACGCGCGCUCCCACCUGCGGCAGAUGGGCGUGACCGAAUGGUAUGUCAACGGCUCGCCCAUCGACACGCUGCGGGAGAUCCUCAAGAGACAGCAGGCCCACUCCCGACCUGGCGGACCCCCAAACCCGCCAGGACCCAGCCAUAAGUCCCUGGCCAAGAUGAUGGGCGGUCCAGGGAGCUCACUGGAAGCCCGGGGCCAUGCCGAUCUGCACCUCUCAUCCCUGGCCAAGAAGUUGCCGCCGCCACCAGGCAGCCCCCUGGGCCACUCACCAGCUGGCUCUCCACCCCCUACUGCCCGGAAGAUGUUUUCAGGCCUGGCCACCGGCUCCCUAACCAAGAAGCUGAAGCCCGAACAGAUGCGGGUGGAGAUCAAGCGAGAGAUGCUGCCGGGGGCCCUUCACGGGGAGCCUCACCCGUCUGAGGGGCCCUGGGUGGCAUCUCGGGAAGAUCUGACCCCCCUGAACCUGUCGUCCCGGGCCGAGCCGACACGUGACAUCCGCUGCGAGUUCUGUGGCGAGUUCUUUGAGAACCGCAAGGGCCUGUCGAGCCACGCACGCUCCCACCUGCGGCAGAUGGGCGUGACCGAAUGGUCAGUCAACGGCUCACCCAUCGACACGCUGCGGGAGAUCCUCAAGAAGAAGUCCAAGCCAUGCCUGAUCAAGAAGGAGCCCCCUGCAGGCGACCUGGCCCCAGCCCUGGCUGAGGAGGGGCCCCCUGGUUCCCUGCAAGGCCCCUUGCCACUGGCACCCCUGGUGAGCCGGCCUGGCAAACCAGGCGUGGGGCCUGCUCAUAUUCCCCGUGAGCUCAGCCUGACACCGAUCACAGGGGCCAAGCCUUCAGCCACUGGCUACCUAGGGGCUGUGGCAGCCAAGCGGCUACUGCAGGAGGACCGCCUCCUCCCUGCGGAGGUCAAGGCCAAGACCUACAUCCAGACUGAACUGCCCUUCAAGACCAAGACCCUCCAUGAGAAGACCUCCCACUCCUCCACCGAGGCCUGCUGCGAGCUGUGUGGUCUCUAUUUCGAAAACCGCAAGGCCCUGGCCAGCCAUGCACGGGCGCACCUGAGGCAGUUCGGCGUGACUGAGUGGUGCGUCAAUGGCUCGCCCAUCGAGACGCUGAGCGAGUGGAUCAAACACCGGCCCCAGAAGGUGGGCGCCUACCGCAGCUACAUUCAGGGUGGCCGCCCCUUCACCAAGAAGUUCCGCAGCGCAGGCCAUGGCCGCGACAGUGACAAGAGGCUGGCCCUCGGGCUAGCGCCCGGCGGUUUGGCCAUGGUUGGCCGAAGCACUGGGGGUGAGCUGGGCUUGGAAGCCGGCCGGGCGGCUGAUGGUGUGGAACGGCCUCUGGCAGCCAGCCCGCCAGGCCUGGUGAAGGCCGAGGAGCACCAGCGACAGAACAUCAACAAAUUCGAACGCAGACAAGCCCGGCCCCCGGACACAGCUGCAGCCCGGGGUGGUGAUGAGGCUGGUGAUCUACAACAGAAGUUGGAGGAGACUCGGCAGCCCCCACCCCGGGUCCGCCCAGUGCCCUCUCUGGUGCCCCGGCCCCCCCAGACCUCACUUGUCAAGUUUGUUGGCAACAUCUACACCCUCAAGUGCAGGUUCUGUGAGGUGGAAUUCCAAGGCCCCCUCUCCAUCCAGGAGGAGUGGGUGCGGCACUUGCAGCGGCACAUCCUAGAGAUGAAUUUCUCCAAAGCAGACCCCCCGCCCGAGGAGCCCCAGGCCCCACAGGCACAGACAGCGGCGGCAGAGGCGCCCUAACAGAAGCAUUCCAGACUCCCGCUCUUGCCACCUCUGUGUCCUCCUCGUCAUUGUCCUCCUCCUCCUCCUCUCUGUCCUCUUCUUCCUCUUCCUUCUUUUCCAAAGGAGCAAGCCAAAACCUCAAACCGGCGCCCCCCAGGGGCCGGGCACACUACAGCUGGGGCUCCGGCAGCCAACUAGCUGCCCGUUCCCCAGCCUGAGGAUCUGGGGCUGCAGGGUGUGUCUUCUGGGUGCCCAGCAGCCAGGCAAGGCUGUGGCUGCCAGGGUGGCCGUUUGCAAAGACCCCUGACCUGGUUCCCGCUCACCCUGUGACUCUCUUCUCACAUGCAAACACAGACUCAUGCUCAAGGCCCGGGAUCUGCCCCAGCCCCCCAGUUCCCGCGUCAGGCAGCCCCGUCAUGCCAUGGUGCUUGCUCAGGGGAAGCCAUGCUCCCUCGGCUGGCCACACACACACACACACACACACACACCUGCCCCCAGGGAUCAGGAGGCCCCCACUGAGCCCUCAAUGCCACGGAAACCCUCAUUGGCCUACCCCCUCCCAUAAGGCCUUCCCAGCUGGGAAGAGCCCAGAGCUGACAGCUGUGUCCUGCCAUCUCCAGGCCCACCCCACCCCCACCCAGAGCCUCGGGCCCCUGGGUGGUGGGGCGUGAGACUCCUCCCCUAUGCCCAGUCCCCCCCUUCUUACCUUUUCACUGUUGCUCUCUAUGUAUAGCUCCCUAGAAUUUUCACUUUUUAAAAAAGGUGUUUUGUGUAGAAAAUAAGGAACGUUGAUCUUUUUAUUUUGCAGUCCUGGGCCAGGUAAACACCAGGAAGGCAGAUUGACCUUUUAACUUUUUCCAGUGGCCACCUUUUGGUUAUCGAUGUACCUAGAAGUCUGUAAAUUAGAUUAAAUUUCUCUUCUGGAAACACA